Lentinula edodes (shiitake mushroom) is the source of this 1988-nucleotide messenger RNA. Its product is annotated as AIR carboxylase-domain-containing protein. NCBI's taxonomy places the organism in Eukaryota, Fungi, Basidiomycota, Agaricomycetes, Agaricales, Omphalotaceae. The transcript is spliced from 3 exons. Gene Ontology annotation, molecular function: metal ion binding; phosphoribosylaminoimidazole carboxylase activity; ATP binding. Gene Ontology annotation, biological process: 'de novo' IMP biosynthetic process. The record is from RefSeq and is a predicted model, not a curated record. The coding region runs from base 73 to 1905 and encodes 610 amino acids.
AAUGCCGGGCGGCAAUAAGCUAAGAAAAAAUAGAGCGCUUAUUUUACAGUUAACUUAUCGAUCUAUCUAUCCAUGUCGCCUAAAGUAGUAGGGAUUCUGGGAGGAGGACAGCUUGGGCGAAUGCUAGCGGCUUCUGCGUCGUUGUUAAAUAUCCCUGUGGUUGUUCUGGACGUUGGCGUCGACGCACCAGCAAAGCAAAUCAUUGCAUCCUCAUCACAUAUUGAUGGUUCUUUUAGAGAUAAGGAAAAGAUCGCGGAAUUGGCAUCAAGAGUAGAUGUCCUCACAGUUGAGAUCGAGCAUGUCGACGUCGAGGCACUAGAAACGGUACAGGAAAGCCAUCCAAAUGUAUCCAUUCAUCCAUCUCCCUCGACCAUUCGGCUUAUUCAAGAUAAAUUCUCUCAAAAAGAACAUCUUUCCAGCGUUGGUUGUCCUUUAGGCCCUUUCCAAGCCGUGGACGCUACGCCGGAGGCGAUCACUCAAGCAGCAAAAGAGCUAGGUCUUCCCUUGAUGCUGAAAAGUCGAACAAUGGCAUACGACGGAAGAGGGAACUACCUCUUACGUUCUCUCGACUCUGAAUCUAUUGCAACUGCUAUAAAGUUUCUUGGUUCCGGAUCAAGGAAACUAUACGCGGAAAAAUGGGUUCCAUUCGUGAAAGAACUCGCAGUGAUGGUGGUUCGCGGUCUUGAUGAGACUGUUGCUAGCUACCCAGCUGUGGAGACCAUUCAUAGAGAUAAUAUUUGUCAUUUGGUUUGGGCUCCGUUUAGGCUUAGUGACAUCGAUCAAGACCCUGCAUUACCGACGAAAGCAGAGCGAGUGGCGAGGGAAGCUGUUGAAAAGGCGUUCAAGGGCGCUGGUGUUUUUGGUGUGGAGAUGUUUUUGUUGAAUAAUGGUGAAAUCCUUAUCAACGAAAUCGCACCACGCCCACAUAACUCGGGCCACUACACCAUCGAGGCCUGCGAGUCGUCUCAGUACGACAAUCAUCUCCGUGCAAUCCUAGGGCUACCUCUUGGCAGCACACGUAUAAAGGUCGGAGCUGCAGGGAUGCUGAAUAUACUUGGUUCGUCCGACGGACAAUCGUCCAAGAUAUCUGAAUCGUCUUCCCCAUCCUCAUCGUCCUUCGCCGACGACUUAUUGAUUGACAAACUUACCCAUAUUGCCCUGUCUACACCGGGUGCAUCCCCACACCUCUACGGAAAAGCACAGUCGCGGAAAGGACGGAAGAUGGGACAUAUCACAAUUGUAGGCACGAGUGAUGCAGAAGUGAGGGAAAGGAUGGCACCUCUUCUUAGCUGUUUAUCCGAAUUCGAGGGAGACGUUCAAGGCGACCAAGCCUCUUCCCCCGAUCCUCCUCAUCUUCUCGGAUACUCUCACCCACAUCCCGUUAUAUCCAUCAUAAUGGGUUCCGACUCGGAUCUGCCUGUUCUCCUUCCUGCUGCACAGAUCCUCACAAAACAUUUUCCUUCUAUUCCUUUCGAAGUCACACUAGUUUCCGCACAUCGUACUCCUUUGCGAUUAGUGAAUUUUGCGAAAAGCGCGGCGGGAAGAGGGGUGAAAGUGAUUAUAGCCGGUGCGGGGGGAGCAGCGCAUUUACCGGGCAUGGUGGCAAGUCUCACGGGUGUUCCGGUUGUUGGUGUACCGGUAGACUCGAAAUCGGUGAGUGGAAGCGGGGGAGGGUUAGGAGGGGUGGAUGCGAUGUGGAGUAUUCUGCAGAUGCCGCGCGGAAUCCCUGUAGCCACCGUUGCUAUUAACAAUUCAACGAACGCUGCUCUUCUCGCGGUACGCAUUAUUUCCGCUGGCAAACCUCAACUGGUUAUCCAAAUGGAAGAGUAUUUGCGGAGACUAGGCGAAGAAGUGGAAACGAAGGUUGAUGUGAUGAACAGGGUUGGGUGGGCUGGAUAUAAGUAGACAUCAAACUUACAGAUGUGUAGGUAACCUUGUAUGAUAGUCGCGCCUCCUCCUGCACUAUUAUGAAUCUUGUUUCUUCUACG